AACAGUUCCACCAAGUGAGAAGAGUGAUGACCAUCCUUUUCCUUACUAUGGUUAUCUCAUACUUCGGUUGCAUGAAAGCUGCCCCGAUGAAGGAAGCCGGUGUGAGAGGACAAGGCAGCUUGGCUUACCCAGGGCUCCGGACCCACGGGGCUCUCGAGAGCCUAAACGGGCCUAGUGCUGGCUCCAGAGGACUGACGUCACUGGCAGACACUUUCGAACAUGUCAUCGAGGAGCUUCUAGAUGAGGACCAGGAUGUGCAGCCCAGCAAAGAACACAAGGAUGCAGACUUGUACACAUCCCGCGUCAUGCUGAGCAGUCAAGUGCCUUUGGAACCCCCACUGCUCUUCCUGCUGGAGGAGUACAAAAACUACCUGGACGCAGCCAACAUGUCGAUGCGGGUGCGGCGGCACUCGGACCCCGCGCGCCGCGGGGAGCUGAGCGUCUGCGACAGCACCAGCGAGUGGGUGACGGCCGCCGAGAAAAAGACUGCGGUGGACAUGUCCGGGGCCACCGUCACCGUCCUGGAGAAGGUCCCGGUGCCCAAAGGCCAACUGAAGCAAUACUUCUACGAGACCAAAUGCAACCCCAAGGGGUACACAAAGGAGGGCUGCAGGGGCAUAGACAAGAGGCACUGGAACUCCCAGUGCCGAACUACCCAGUCCUAUGUGAGAGCUCUCACCAUGGAUAGUAAAAAGAGAGUUGGCUGGCGCUUCAUAAGGAUAGACACUUCCUGUGUAUGUACAUUGACCAUUAAAAGGGGAAGAUAGUGCAUUUGUGUUGUAUAGAUUAUAUUGAGAUAAAAUUAUCUAUUUGUAUAUAUACAUAACAGGGUAAAUUAUUCGGUAAAAAAAUAAUUUUAUGGACUGCAUGUAUAACUGAAGUUUAUACAGUACAGUGGUUCCAUGAUCUAUUUAUUGAACAUAUUCAUGACCUGGAAGGGAACAAAAGUCAUUUGCGCACAAGUUUAAAAAAAAAAAAAAAAAAAAAAAAAAAGAAAAAAGAUAAAAACAAGCAAACAAAAAAGUCUGCAUUACAUUCCUCGAUAACAUUGUGGUUUGUCGCCAUUGCCAAGAAUUGAAAAUAUAAAAAGUUUAAAAAAAGAAUAAAGUUGCAUGCUGCUUCAAUUGUGAAUUGAUGAUAAAAUGUCCUCCUUCAGAAAAAUAAAUUGAACCAAAACAUUGUUUACAUUUUAGACAGUAAGUAUCUUUAUUCCUGUUAGUAUUAUCUGUUUAAUGCUUUUAACUCCUGAUAGCGUUGGAAUUAAAACAAUGUCAAGGUGCUGUUGUCAUAGUUUUACUGUUUCUCUUACUUUUGAACUCCCAUCAGAUUGAAAAAGGAAAAAAAAAAUCAUUUUAUUCUGGAUUAAAAACAAAUUUGUUUUUUGUAUGUUGUGGAAGUGUUUGCAAUAGCAAUCCAACUACUGACAAAAAAAAAAAAUAAAAAAUAGAGGCAACU
Molecule: messenger RNA, 1455 nt
Organism: Merops nubicus (carmine bee-eater)
Lineage: Eukaryota; Metazoa; Chordata; Aves; Coraciiformes; Meropidae
Gene: BDNF
Product: brain-derived neurotrophic factor
Exons: 1
Coding region: 27-767 (246 amino acids)
Biological process (GO): regulation of neuron differentiation; memory; negative regulation of neuron apoptotic process
Molecular function (GO): growth factor activity; nerve growth factor receptor binding
Source: RefSeq, a predicted model, not a curated record